Messenger RNA from Trichoderma gamsii, 621 nucleotides. RefSeq lists its product as hypothetical. Bases 1 to 621 code for a protein of 206 amino acids. The transcript is spliced from 2 exons. Gene Ontology annotation, cellular component: 90S preribosome; preribosome, small subunit precursor; nucleolus. Gene Ontology annotation, biological process: maturation of SSU-rRNA from tricistronic rRNA transcript (SSU-rRNA, 5.8S rRNA, LSU-rRNA). The record is from RefSeq and is a predicted model, not a curated record. NCBI's taxonomy places the organism in Eukaryota, Fungi, Ascomycota, Sordariomycetes, Hypocreales, Hypocreaceae.
AUGGCCCCCCAAAAACCAUCCGCCACCGCCCUCCGCCACGCCCGCAUCACAAACUCCAUCCACCCCCUCGCCCCCCAAAAGACGUUUCGCGAAAACGCCUCGACCAGCGACUCCUUCCUCUCCUCCAAGCGCGACAAGCGCACCAUCAAGCACUCGUCCUUUGUCUCCCGCGUCGCAUCCACCACGUCCGCGCGCGUCUCCAAAAAGGCGCUCAAGCGCGGCGGGCGCAGCAAGAAGUCAACCACCUUAAGCUCCCUCGACAGCCUGGCCGAUGCGCUGCCCGAAUUGGCCGCCGGCGAGGGCGCCGCGGAGAUUCUGGCGGGCAAGAUUAGACACCAGAGCUUAAGGAGCAAAAAGGGCGCGCUGAAGAGGAAGGAGAGGCUGCUAAAGGGCGAGAUGCAGAGGUUUGGUGUGAGCAUGGCGCAGUUGUCGAGUAUGCCUGCGCAGCCGCAGAAUGGCGUCCAGUUGGCUGAAAAGGCUGCAACCUCAACUUCAGCUUCUUCAAACAUAUCAGCAUCAGCGUCGGCGCCGGCACCGGUGGUAUCAAAUCGAUGGGCGGCGCUGAGGGGGUACAUUUCAGCGACGAUGGAGCAGAACCCGGCGUUUGUGAAUAAGGAGUAA